AUGGCAAAGCAAGCUCAAGUUAUAGCUGACGGCAUGUGUGAUGCCUGUGUUCUCGUCUUCUUCGAAAACCAACGAGAAUAUCCUUCGAAAGAAUGGACUGAUAGGCAAUUGCGCAAGGUGAGAGGAGGACUAAAGGCGCUCGAUGGACUGGUUGGCGAACGGCAAUUCAUUAUCGGAAACUCUUUGACGCUAGCAGACAUUGCGGCAGGAUGUGUUCUGGGAUACAUGACGGUCCGAUUCAAGAUCUUUGACUGGAGAGCUGAGUUUCCAAGGUUGGCAGCAUACACCGAUCGUCUGGAAGAGCGACCCAGUUUCAAGGAUAGCGCUCCCUACCCUCAAACCAUCAAAGAUAAGAUUGUGUGA
Messenger RNA from Lithohypha guttulata, 363 nucleotides. RefSeq lists its product as uncharacterized. The record is from RefSeq and is a predicted model, not a curated record. Bases 1 to 363 code for a protein of 120 amino acids. The transcript is spliced from 2 exons. NCBI's taxonomy places the organism in Eukaryota, Fungi, Ascomycota, Eurotiomycetes, Chaetothyriales, Trichomeriaceae.